Molecule: messenger RNA, 3058 nt
Organism: Linum trigynum
Lineage: Eukaryota; Viridiplantae; Streptophyta; Magnoliopsida; Malpighiales; Linaceae
Source: the annotation of a GenBank genome assembly
AACACAUCUCGGAGAGCAGAAACACGAGAUAGAGAGUGAGUUCAUAGAGCUCCGGUUUUCGCACAAAACCGAUGAGCAACAAAAUUAGAGUGGCUGUUUUAUCCUGAAGGCGACCGGCUGAUAGUCUGUCGUGCGCAACGAAGGCAGUGCCGCGAAGGUCUUAAAGAGAGCGACCUAGUCCGAGACUCAGCCAGAUCGGUAACCCUAUUUUUCUGUUCGGUUUAUAACAAUUUUAAGACGUUGGUUGCUGUCAUAUGUACCAAACAGAAUGCCGAUACUGGCUCGAUCAAUUACUAUCGUCGUUCGCUUGAAAAAGGGGCCUAUUGCACUAGGUCCGCAGCGGCUCGCACUUGUGUUUCUAUUCCCAUAUCGAUCGCGAUAUGAGCUCUUUUGUGUGAGAAUCGGGGUUUAAAUUGCUUGCUUGUAGAAAGAGAUAGAAGUUGCAGCCGAGUUGGAACAUGAAUUCGGAGGCCAUGACAAGCAUGUGGAAGAGGUGGUACGGUGCAAGAAAUUGAUGGGUUCAAUUCAAUAACCAUCAAUUUAAUUAAAAUCUCCGAGGAAGUUUGGUGAAAGAGGUGUCCGAAUGGUGGACUGGUAAUCAUCAGCUCGCCGAAGGGAAAUUGAUGAAGAUGGUAGUAAAAAUAAUAACGAUGGGAAGAGAAGCAGAUCGAGUUGGAGAGGCUUCGCACACUCCAGAAUCCCGAUCGAGACUAAGCCUAGCCGGGAACUCGAAGCAACAAGAAACGUGUUUGACCGGGACAGAAAAGAGAGGGUCUCGUGAUCAUGUGCAUGCUUGUUCUUGGAUCGGAGUCGAUUCCAGGUGCUUGUGGCCAAUCGCAAUUUGCCUCAGUGAGAAGAACAUGGAAGACGCUAUUAGUUUAGCGAGGAUGGUGGUUGGAUUGGUUCAGGAAACUCGAAGGGCGCCGCUGAAAGAGAUGUCAUAUCAUUUGGAGAACCCUACAAAGGUUCACUAUGGCUGGAGGCUGGAACCAUGCGUGCGAUGGAGAGUGAUUUGGUCCCGCAAGCUUAUUCGAUCAUUGGGCCUCUCAAUUUCGUCCAUGCCAAAAUAAUAGAGGAGGGCCCGUCUAAUUGAACUGCCAAUGCCCAACUCUUCAGCGAAAAAGGCAGAAAGGAAACUUGAUUUGAGUCAUGCUAGCGAUUCUGUCUCAUGGUUUCUCUACUUAGUUUAUUGUUAUUGUGUGAAAUCACAAUGUAAAUUGAUCUUCCUUUUCUUUUUUGGGAGGUAAUGAAGUCAAGGAAAAGGAUGGAAGAUAUCCGCCCUGGUAAAGUUGACCUAGGAUGGUGGACCCAAGACCCAAGUCAUGGGUGAAACAGUAUACUAAAAUGUUGAAAAUGGCACCUUCUAUUGCUCCGGUUAGUGGCAGCUUUGAAAGAAGAAUUGCUAGGAAAUUGAGCAACAAGGAAGCCAUGCUUAGUGCCUAUGCUGCGAAUUCAGAAGACAACGUCUUCACGAAAAAGGUAAGAUUUUAAUCUUACUUGUGAGUCAUUUAUGAAUGACAAAAUUAUGAUCUAUUUAAUAGAAUUUUGAGCAUACUAUUGAGAAACCUAAUGAAUGCUCAAAGAAAGACAAAAUUAUAAUUUAUUCUAUGUAGAUUCAUGUAUGAAAUUGAGAAAUUUUGUGAAUGCUAAUAAACAAACUAGAAUUCACGCAUGAAUAUAUUGAUAUUGAGAUGUGUUUUUCUCAAUAAUUAGAGUACAAUUUUGUGUACAUGCUAUAAAGUAGAGUAAUAUGAAUGCAUACUCUGAAGCAUAUAUGGAUGUAUAUUCGGUAGUGAAUAUGCUAGUGGAAUGGGUUAUAUGUCCAUAUUUAUUAGAAGUAUUGUUUGUCAGUACUAUGAGAACCAUUUGUACGUUUUCAAACCCUAAUAAGGUUCAAGAAUCAACAUAGCAAACCGAAUCAGAUUCACACCAAUUAAAAUGGUACCAUUCGUGGUAACUAAAGGAUCAUCAGCCAAUCCUCUAAGAAUGACGCUUUAUUUCUCUGCAAUAGUUGCGAGAAAUUAGGUCAUAUGACAAGAAAGUGUAGGAACAAGUAUAACACUGGUUCUAGUGUUAACUUGAUUGAAGAGAAGAAUUGGUAGCUGUGAUGAUUGACAAAAGAGCAGAGAUUAACCAUGCUGGUAACUCUGCAGAAUAGUGGUAUCUCGAAGCAUACUAAGACAUAUGCUAUUAAGAAAGUGUUGUUGAGUAUUGCUCACUCCACUAUUGGUCAUGAUCAUGAGAGUAUGCAUAUGAUAAUAAAGUUAAAGUGUUUAAUUCUUAUGGGUCUUGCAUGCUCGUCUUUGACGUAUAUCUUGAGGAAUUGAAUAGCUACGGUCACAUUCUCAUAAUGGUUGUGAUAAAUGUGAUUUCCAUAGCUAAGAUAAAUGACACAUAAAUAUGCGUUUAGAGAAUUAGAAACUUUGAAUCUGAUUAAAUUUUAUGUGUAAACAUGAUGAGAUGCUUACUUAAACUAGCUUGAAAUGCUUUAUCGCAUUAUUAUUGAUUGCCCUGAUUAUUGUUGGUUGGUGUUAGAAUUAGAGAAUCAGUGCAAUAUAAUUAUGAGUAAGCAUAUGAUUGUGUUUAUUGGAUAUGCUAUAGGAAAAACACAUAUGCCUCAUAACUUGAGUGCUCAUUAUGUUUUUGAAUUCAUUGAUGCCAAUGGACUUCCAUUUAAAAUCAAUAAAUAGUGGGGGUUGUAUCCUACCUACUAUUAGAAAUAAUGGAACUAGUGGGGGUGGUGAAUCUGAGUAUGAACUCAGAAGAAGCAAACGAACCAUAAAUCGAUAAAGGAUUUUGGUUAUGAGUUUGUUAUUUACACCCUAAGAAAGAUCCUACAAGUCUGCUAGAAGUUCAAACUUCUGUAAGGUGCAGAUUUGUGGGAGAAUCCAUUAUUAACGAAAUGCAAUUAUUGGAGUCUAAUAGACUAGAAUCUUGUAGAGUUACGUCUUGACUGUAAAGCCUUGGGUAAUAUAUCGAUGGAAUCGAACAAGAUUUGGUAUCUAUGAGAAUUACCUCUUGGCAAUGAAGUCAUGGGUAAUAAAUGGAUUCUUAAAAA